AGGCCCACGGCCCGCCCACGCCCGCUCCGGCCGAAGCCCCCUCCCCUCCCUUCCCUUUGCGCCGCACGCGCGCGUAGGUGCGUGAGGCCGCGCCCGCCGGGGACCUGCAGUCGCGGGUCCGCCAUGGAGCACAUCCGCACGCCCAAGGUUGAAAAUGUCCGCUUGGUAGAUCGAGUGUCCUGUAAAAAAGCAGCACUGGGGACUUUAUAUUUGACGGCUACUCAUGUCAUAUUCGUGGAGAAUUCACCCGACACGAGGAAAGAAACCUGGAUUCUGCACAGUCAGAUCUCCACCAUUGAAAAGCAGGCAACGACAGCUACUGGCUGUCCUCUGCUUAUUCGCUGCAAGAACUUUCAGAUUGUACAACUUGUCAUACCACAGGAGAGAGACUGCCAUGACGUCUACAUCUCUCUGAUGCGCCUUGCACGGCCAGUGAAAUACGAGGAGUUAUACUGCUUUUCCUUCAAUCCCAAGCUGGAUAAGGAAGAAAGAGAACAGGGCUGGUUGCUGAUUGAUCUUAGUGAAGAAUACGAGAGAAUGGGCCUCCCUGAUAACUAUUGGCAGCUCAGCGAUGUGAAUAGAGACUACAGAGUUUGUGACUCUUACCCCACGGAACUGUACGUUCCCAAAUCAGCCACAGCACAUAUCAUCAUGGGCAGUUCCAAGUUCCGGAGCAGACGGCGAUUUCCUGCCCUCUCCUACUACUGUAAAGAAAGCCAUGCCUCCAUCUGCAGGAGCAGCCAGCCCCUUUCUGGCUUCAGCGCUCGGUGUCUGGAGGAUGAACAGAUGCUCCAAGCCAUCAGGAAAGCCAAUCCCGGAAGUGACUUCAUUUAUGUUGUGGACACGCGACCCAAACUUAAUGCAAUGGCCAAUCGUGCUGCAGGGAAAGGCUAUGAGAAUGAAGACAAUUAUUCCAAUAUCAAGUUUCAGUUUAUCGGGAUAGAGAACAUCCAUGUCAUGAGGAACAGUCUUCAGAAAAUGCUGGAAGUGUGUGAACUUAAGUCUCCCUCUAUGAGUGAUUUCCUGUGGGGGCUAGAGAACUCAGGCUGGCUAAGGCACAUCAAAGCCAUCAUGGAUGCAGGGAUCUUCAUUGCAAAGGCAGUUUCAGAGGAAGGGGCAAGUGUCCUUGUCCACUGUUCUGACGGCUGGGACAGGACUGCCCAGGUGUGCUCGGUGGCAAGCCUGCUGCUGGACCCUUACUAUCGGACUGUGAAGGGCUUCAUGGUAUUAAUUGAAAAGGACUGGAUUGCCUUUGGACAUAAAUUUAAUCAUAGAUAUGGAAAUUUAGAUGGUGACCCAAAAGAAAUCUCUCCAGUGAUCGACCAGUUCAUUGAGUGUGUCUGGCAGUUGACGGAGCAGUUCCCGUGCGCCUUUGAGUUCAACGAGCGGUUUUUGAUUCACAUUCAGCACCAUGUCUACUCCUGUCAGUUCGGAAACUUCCUGUGCAAUAGGCAGAAGGAGAGACGAGAACUCAAGAUUCAAGAAAGAACCUACUCUUUGUGGUCACACCUAUGGAAGAAUCGGGCUGACUACCUCAAUCCUCUAUUUAGAGCUAACCACAGUCAGAUGCAGGGGAGCCUUCAUCUGCCUACAGCUCCAUGCAACUUCACAUAUAAGUUUUGGAGUGGAAUGUAUAACCGCUUUGAAAAGGGGUUGCAGCCUCGCCAGUCUGUCACAGAUUACCUCAUGGCCGUGAAGGAGGAGUCCCAGCAGCUGGAGGAAGAACUUGAGGCCCUACAAGGAAGGCUAGAAAAGAUUCAGGAAGUUCACUUCAAUGGCACCAAAGUGAAGGGUAAGCAGAGCGAACCCAGCAAACCCUCGGGAUUUUCUACCUCAGACAACAGCACAGCCAACACUCCUCAGGAUUACAGUGGAAACAUGAAGUCCUUCCCGUCCAGGAGCCCUUCCCAGGGUGAUGAAGAUUCUGCUCUGAUCCUAACCCAAGACAAUUUGAAAAGCUCAGAUCCUGAUCUGUCAGUGAAUAGCGACCAAGAGUCUGGGGUGGAGGAUUUGAGCUGCCGAUCUCCAAGUGGUGGUGAGCAUGCACCCAGCGAAGACAGCGGCAAGGACCGGGACUCUGACGAAGCUGUGUUUCUCACUGCUUGAAGUUUCCCUUUGGAGUUCCAAAGUAAAAGACAAAGAAACUCCCAAAUUAAGGGGACAGUGCAAUUCAUAAUAAAAAAAAAUCUUAAGAAAUGGCACGUUCCAUUAAGAACCAUAAAAUAAGCUACGAAAAUAAAAAAAAUAUAUAGUCUCUCAAUAGCCAGUUAUUUUAUCAAAUCAGAAGUGUUCACCAUUCCCAAGGCUCAUGGUAGACUCACUAUGAAAAAGCAUACCAUCAUCACCAGAGGUGGUCCAUACACGUUUUCCCUGGCAUAGCAUGUAUCUACUCAGAAAGCCCUCCUCUCCUUUCUCGCCACCUGUUAAUGGUUUAGAAUUAUUUCACUUCCAGAUUCAGUUUGUUUUCUGAAACAUUUGACAUUUCCUUCUGCCUUUACCAAUAUUUUUGAAAAUAAGCAUUGAAAAUAGUCUUUUUUGUUAAUAAAUAUAUUCCUAAAUAGCUGUGGAAUUAAUAUUUCAGGUAGGAUAAUUAUUUUAACAUCUAAUUAGAUACUAUUUUAAAUUCUAUUUCUCCCUCUGGAGUAUCUUCUGCUUUUAUCACUUAGAAGUGCUAACAUGUAUGUUUUCUUUUUAAACAUGGAUGUAGUAUCUCAUAAAGCAGAAGUCUCACUCACUUUCUCUAUCUCAAAUAUGAAUCCAGAUAUCAGCUCACAGCAACUCUAGCAACCUUUUAUUAUUUCAGAGACUGUGCCUGCCAAAACUGUGGGCCACCACCAACCUGAUUCUAAAUGACAACACUGUGAACUUUGUAGGCAGUCAUACAUCAGCAAGGGAAACUCUAGUGAGGAACUAGGGAAUUGCAUGUCUUAAGUUACUUUUCUCUUGUGGUAAGACACCACAACCAAGG
Messenger RNA from Microtus oregoni (creeping vole), 2968 nucleotides. RefSeq names its product myotubularin related protein 7 (gene Mtmr7). Lineage: Eukaryota; Metazoa; Chordata; Mammalia; Rodentia; Cricetidae. Gene Ontology annotation, biological process: phosphatidylinositol dephosphorylation. The coding region runs from base 124 to 2106 and encodes 660 amino acids. The transcript is spliced from 14 exons. The record is from RefSeq and is a predicted model, not a curated record. Gene Ontology annotation, molecular function: phosphatidylinositol phosphate phosphatase activity.